CCCUAGGAGAGCCGAGCCGAGUCGCCCCCUUCUGCCUGCCCCUCUCCCAUCACAUCGCUGCUCUCUGAAUCCCUCUUUUCUUCCUCUCCCUCUUCCCCCCACUGUCCUCAGCUUCUUUUACCGCACUCCUCAUUCCUUCAUCCUCCCCUCUUCUGCGCUCCCCUCAUCCCUCUGCCCAUCUCCUUGCGCCUCCCUCUCCCGCUUUUAUUCUCCAUCCCGGUAUCUCCCCCCGCUCAUCUUUGUUCUCCUGCCCUGCCGUCCAUCCCCUGCUUCUCCUCCUUCUCCUGCCGGUGUUUCCGUGCGUGGCACCCAUUGGCUCCCUCUGCCCGAGCCCGCGGAUGGCGGGGGCUGCGCGGGGCACGGACGCUGGGCCGCGGGGCUGAGGGGCCGCCACCCGCAUCCCCUCCCGCGCCGGGCACGGCGGGGGCGAUGGGCAAGCCCGGCCACAGGGACUCGAGCCUCCGGCAGCGCCCGGCGGGGCUCGCUCCCCACGGGAGCGCUUUGCUCGGUCGCGCUUGAGAAAGGGGAAGGGGAAAAGCAUGACACGGAUUCUCCGGGGGAAGCGGAGGAAAAUGUGCAUCCCGACGACAUGUAAGUAGCCGGCGGCUCUGGCCGCUCUUCCCGGAUGUCUCCCGCGGGCAUGAGUCCACGCAGAAGUUAAGUCUGCAGUUCCAGAGAAGGAAACCUGCCGACCACCCCUCGCUCUCGACCCUCCAACUCUGCCAGUCCAGCCUGGUCCUUACGAGAGAGCUCAGCCCCGAGCUCCAGAUUGCUAACUGAUCCUGCAAGGACACUGCCCCUGCCCUCUUCCCUGCCUCUGCUAUGGACACUUCUGCUUUUAGCCUCCCCACGCCAGCAGUGUUGGAGGAAGGGAAUGCCUCCAGUAGCUGGGCAGGCUUCACUAUCCCCAACAGCUCCUCCACUGUCAGCCCUGGUGUAGUUGUCAGCGGCGUCCUCAUCCCCGUGGUCUACCUCAUUGUCUGUGUGGUGGGGCUGGCUGGGAAUUCCCUGGUCAUUUAUGUGGUCCUACGGCACUCUGUCAGCGAGUCGGUGACCAACGUGUACAUCUUGAACCUGGCCCUGGCUGAUGAGCUCUUCAUGCUGGGCCUGCCCUUCCUGGCUGCACAAAAUGCCCUGUCCUACUGGCCAUUUGGCUCUUUCAUGUGCCGCCUGGUGAUGGCUGUGGAUGCCAUCAACCAGUUCACCAGCAUCUUCUGCCUGACAGUGAUGAGUGUUGACCGCUACCUGGCUGUGGUCCACCCCGGAAAGUCCUCCAAAUGGAGGACAGCACGGGUGGCCAAGGCCGUGAGUGUAACUGUGUGGGUGCUGUCUUCCAUAGUGGUGCUGCCCGUGGUUGUCUUCUCAGAUGUCCCUUUAGGGAUGAGUACAUGCCACAUCCAGUGGCCAGAGCCUGCCUCGGUGUGGAGAGCUGGCUUCAUCGUCUACACUGCCACCCUGGGCUUCUUUGGACCACUGCUGGUGAUUUGUCUCUGCUAUCUCCUGAUUGUAGUGAAGGUUCGCUCCUCCGGCAGGCGGGUGAGGGCUCUGUCCUCCAAGCACAAGCUUUCAGAGCGCAGAGUGACCCGCAUGGUGGUGACUGUGGUGGCCGUCUUCGUCCUUUGCUGGCUUCCCUUCUAUGUCCUCAACAUAAUCAAUGUUGUGUGCCCGCUGCCGGAGGAGCCAUCCCUCUUUGGAGUCUACUUCCUUGUGGUGGUGCUGCCAUAUGCCAACAGCUGCGCCAACCCCAUCAUCUAUGGCUUCCUCUCCUACCGCUUCCAGCAGGGCUUCCGCAGGGCCAUCUUCAGGCCUUCCCGCCGAGUCCAGAGCCAGGAGGUGCCAGCAUGCCCCCCUGAGAAGAUCGAUGACGAAAGGGAAGAGGGUGAGAUCAGCAAGAUCACCAGGAAUGGAAAUGGCAGGCAGGAGCACCCUCUAAGCAGUGGGGAAGGAAAAAGCAAUGAGCAAAAACCACUCCCCGAGGAGCCUGCGGGAUGCGAAAAGAGCAGCAAGUUGCAUGUCAGCUAUUUAUGAUGAAAGGGGUGGUAAGAUACAUCGGGACAUGGGAUCCCCUUCACCUUCACUACUUCCAAAGGCAAUGGGAGAUGAUACAAGGGAAUAAUAAAGUCCAAGAGUAGCCUUAAAGAUGAAUAGGGCCCCAUGAUCUUGUGGAAGAAGCAAGGCAUUGUUCUUGGCUUGGAAGAGACACCUGAGGUGUGUGUGGUACCAGUGUUACCAGAAAUUGGUAAAAAAUAAAACCUCCCUAACACUAAUGUAGCAUUCAGAAGCAGGUAUUCUUUAUUUGGCUGGAUGCACGAGGGGAUAUCUCCUUCAAAAUAUCAUGCAUGCUGAGUACAAAAAAGCUCCCAUUUAUGUACUAUAUUUUACAUACAUGCUCAUUAAUUUUCCCAGUAUAAACAUACAUAUGAUAUUAAUUUCCCCAAAACCAUCAAUGUAUUUUCCCUCUCCUUUACACAUGUAUUCUUCUGUCAUGGGAGUCUUUUGGUGGUCCCCUAUGGCUGGUGACCCCAAAGUCAUACCUGACUGCCUGGUGAACUGGUAAAAGUUGGCAUAACUGGGCUGGUUGCUUUUGAGUUCUUCUUUCUACAGAAUAAACAUUGUGCAGCUCCA
Molecule: messenger RNA, 2625 nt
Organism: Zonotrichia leucophrys gambelii
Lineage: Eukaryota; Metazoa; Chordata; Aves; Passeriformes; Passerellidae
Gene: SSTR3
Product: somatostatin receptor 3
Exons: 2
Coding region: 823-2028 (401 amino acids)
Biological process (GO): neuropeptide signaling pathway
Cellular component (GO): plasma membrane; neuron projection
Molecular function (GO): neuropeptide binding; somatostatin receptor activity
Source: RefSeq, a predicted model, not a curated record